AGCUGCCACCUCUGCAAAACAGUUCUCAGUUCUCACAAAAGGGACAAGAGUGAUCAGAGAGAGAGUGUUUAAAGUAAUAGCUUGUAGAUUCUGAGGUGCUCCAUCGAUGGAUCCCGACCCCUUCACGGCGAGUUUGUUCAAGUGGGACCCGCGAGGGAUGGUCCCACCUCCGAACAGGCUGCUGGAAGCGGUGGCGCCACCACCACAACCAGCAGCAGUAGCUACGACAGCGGUAUACCAGGUGCGGCCGAGGGAGCUGGGAGGCCUGGAGGACUUGUUCCAGGCUUACGGGAUCCGAUACUACACGGCGGAGAGGAUAGCAGAGCUUGGGUUCACGGUGAGCACGCUGUUGGACAUGAAGGAAGAGGAGCUGGACGACAUGAUGAACAGCCUCUCUCAGAUAUUCAGGUGGAAUCUCCUCGUGGGGGAGAGGUACGGUAUCAAAGCUGCAGUUAGAGCCGAGCGAAGACGCCUUGAUGAGGAGGAGUCUCGCCGGCGCCACCCGCUCUCCGCCGACACCACCACCAACGCUCUUGAUGCUCUCUCCCAAGAAGGGCUUUCCGAAGAGCCGGUGCAACAUGAAAAGGAGGCUGUAGGAAGCGGCGGAGGUGGGACGUGGGAGGCGGUCGGGGUGGGCGAGAGGAGGAAACAGCAGCGGAGGAAGGGCCAGAGGAAACUUGUGGACGUUUACCAUGAUGACAACGAGGGCGCGGAAGACGAUGACAUUAAUGGUAAUGGCGGUGGAGGUGAGAGACAGCGGGAGCACCCCUUCAUUGUGACAGAGCCCGGUGAGGUGGCACGUGGAAAAAAGAACGGCCUUGAUUACCUCUUCCAUCUCUACGAGCAGUGCCGUGAUUUCUUGAUCCAGGUCCAGAACAUUGCCAAGGAGCGCGGUGAAAAAUGCCCUACCAAGGUGACAAAUCAAGUGUUCAGGUAUGCGAAGAAGGCUGGAGCGAGCUACAUUAACAAGCCGAAAAUGCGACACUAUGUGCAUUGCUACGCGCUGCACUGCGUCGACGAGGAAGCAUCCAAUGCACUGAGAAGAGCUUUCAAGGAAAGAGGAGAAAAUGUCGGGGCGUGGAGGCAGGCAUGCUACAAGCCUCUGGUGGACAUUGCAGCACGCCAAGGGUGGGACAUUGACGCCAUUUUCAAUGCACAUCCCCGUCUAUCCAUUUGGUAUGUUCCAACCAAACUCCGUCAACUUUGUCACGCUGAGCGAAACAAUGCCGCAGCUUCCAGCUCUGUGUCUGUGUCUGGUGGGGGUGGGGCUGAUGAUCACAUGCCCUUCUAUAUAAAACACACUGCCUCAGCUGACUAA
This is a messenger RNA of Alnus glutinosa, 1318 nucleotides long. Its product is annotated as floricaula/leafy homolog. Gene Ontology annotation, biological process: regulation of DNA-templated transcription. NCBI's taxonomy places the organism in Eukaryota, Viridiplantae, Streptophyta, Magnoliopsida, Fagales, Betulaceae. The record is from RefSeq and is a predicted model, not a curated record. Gene Ontology annotation, molecular function: DNA binding. The transcript has 3 exons. Bases 107 to 1318 code for a protein of 403 amino acids.